AUGGAUGUACUCAACAAUGAAACGAACAAAAGAGAGAACUCGACAUCACAUGUACAGCUUUCUGCAAUUCGCGUUAUUGGAAUAUCUCUUCUGCUUUUCAUUUCACUCGUUGGAAUAUUAGCAAACGGCGUGAUAUUUCAUAAACUAUUAAGCCGUAACAACCUGAGAGUCUGUGAAUAUCUUAUCCUCAACUUGGCCAUAACAGACAUGGCAACUUGUGCUGUAAGCAUUCCAUUUGACUUGGCCGAGCGUUUCGUUGGAGGCUUUCCAUUUGGUGAGAUUCUUUGUUUCCUGGUUUAUCCAUUACAAACCGUUCUCAUGGCUGUUUCUGUUAUCACGUUGCUUUCCAUGAGCCUGGAACGUCGGCGAAUCGUCAUGAAAACGAUGCGUCCAAGGAUUCUACCAAGAACAAUAAAAAUUGCAAUUUGCGUUUCAUGGAUAGCUCCGACAUUGAUUACCAUACCAUACGCUUUUGUACUGAAACUUGACGGAGCACAGUGCAUGGAGAAGUGGUCUGAGAAAUGGCAUGUCAAAGUCUUCACACUGACAAAUUUUACCAUAUUUUUUGUGAUUCCAAUUACUGUUAUCGCAACGUCGUAUUUUCUGGCAGAGAGAAAACUCCAGAUGGAGCUACAAAAACUCGACGAUAUGAUUGAGGGUAAUGAGCGAUCGCGAUCGAAUUACAUAAAAAAGCGAACUAUUCAGAAACUGCAAGUCACAAAGAUCUUUAUCACAGCUGUAGUGGCUUUUUUCAUCUGCAUGCUACCCACACACCUGGUAUGGAUUUGGCACGAUUUCGCUCAAGGGAAAAAUUACAAAUAUUUUACAGAUAUCUUGAUCUUUGCCAACAUUUUGAUGUACUCAAACAGCGCAUUAAAUCCCUUCAUAUUCAAGAGUGUCCGAGGCAGAUUAAUCACUCGAUGGGUUGCCUGUUGCUGUAAGGCCGUCACUGAGAACGGAUCUUCCACUUGGUUGUCUCGAUUGUGUGUUGACCUACCACAGGACACCAACCUUGACAUGGAAAGAGAAGGAGCAAUUAGAACACGACAGUCUUAUGUGACAGACUCACAUGUAGUGUAUAGCUGCGACGUUGGUAAUCUUCUUUAUGAAACAAACGUUUGA
Messenger RNA from Porites evermanni, 1122 nucleotides. NCBI's taxonomy places the organism in Eukaryota, Metazoa, Cnidaria, Anthozoa, Scleractinia, Poritidae. The record is from the annotation of a GenBank genome assembly.